Amborella trichopoda is the source of this 1602-nucleotide messenger RNA. RefSeq names its product FRIGIDA interacting protein 1. Lineage: Eukaryota; Viridiplantae; Streptophyta; Magnoliopsida; Amborellales; Amborellaceae. Gene Ontology annotation, cellular component: lysosomal membrane; late endosome. The record is from RefSeq and is a predicted model, not a curated record.
UAUUACCAUUAUUUUUUAAAAUAAAUUUUAAAAAUUUAUCAUGAUUUUUUUAAAAAAAAUUGACCCUAUUCAUAAACCUUAUACGAUUUUUGACGCGGCUGAUCCGUUUUCUUAAACCUCGGCCAAAAGUAAAGUAAUGGAGCCCCGACUGUCCACUGCCUUGAAUUUCAACACGGGAAGGCGGCAAAUUUUACCGAUAGAAAACGUAGAGAGAGACAGAGAGUGAAAGAGCGGGAGCAAAUUUUCUUUAUUCCAGAGAGAUAAUGGCUGCAACGGUGGCGAGGUAGAUAGAGAGGAAGCGUAUCCAAGAAGAGAAGAAUGAAACCCUAAUUUCUCCCUUCGAAAUGUCUCGUGAAAGGCUAUCUGCCCAUGUCUCUUCUACCACAGAGGACAACAACCUAUUUGUUGACAUAUUGCAUGAUGCUCCUUUAUCUGGUCAUCGACAGCAUCGUGGCAUUCUUGGGAGCAUUUUAUACUGUAUAUUAUUGGCAGGAUUUGCAAUCUUUGCUGCAAUAACUUCUUGGGUAUUUUCUUCAAUACACAAAUUUGUGCCGGCAUUGCUUUGCAGUUGCAAUGUCUUGCUGCUGAUUAUCACAGGUGCCUUUCAACAAUAUCUGGUGUAUCAAGUGAUGAAAAUUAGAUUGCAGGGUUAUUACAUUUUUAGCCAGAACUUGAAGCCAAUUGUUCGUCUUCCUUUCACCACUAUCUCUUAUGGAACUGCUCUAAUUCUCUUAAUAACUGUCUGGGAGCCUUUGAUCAACAUUCAUAUAUUGUCUGUCUCUGCCUUGAUCAGGAUAAUUAUGUUUGUUGAAGUCAUCUGUGUUGGUUCUUUUAUGAGCUUGUAUAUUGGGUCGAUCCAUCGGUACAACACAUUGGACAAUCAGCCUGAUGUUUUGAAUUCGCUAUAUUCAGCUCUUCAACCAUCAAGUUCAUUGGAAGAACUUAGAUAUCAUGAUGGGGGCCGUCUUUCUGAUCAACAAAUGGCUUUGCUGCAAUAUCAGCGGGAUAAUCUACACUAUUUGAGUGAGGAGAUUCUACGGUUGCAGGAAUGUUUGAGCAAAUAUGAAAGAUCCGAUGAUGGAAGUACGCCUCAGGUUGAUCUAGUCCAUCUUUUGUCGGCUCGUGAGCAAGAAUUGCGGGCACUAUCUGCUGAGUUAAACCAAGUGCAGUCAGACCUGCGUCUUGCGCGUGAGUUGAUCAUAGAGCGUGACUCUGAGAUUCAACGUGUUCGCGCUACUAACAAUCAGUAUGUCGAGGAAAACGAGAGACUCAGGUCCAUCCUAGAUGAAUGGAGUGCUCGAUCUGCAAAGCUUGAACGGGCUCUGGAGGAAGAGAAACUGUUGAACAUAGAUUUGCAGAAGAGGAUUUCAAAGCUGAGAGCACCACCAUCUUAAUACAUCUGAACAACAUAGAGGAUAAUUGGCAUUCAGCUGUGGAUCGCAAGCAUCUGCCCUGUACAAAAAUACAUGGGAGUUGCCUCAAUUCUUUUAACAAUUGUUCUUUUCAUCUGUUAGUGUUUGUAUCUCUCAAUAGCAUUUAAACUGUGAACUCCUACAGUUAUUUGGCCUUGGGGGUAUUUAUUUGUCCUUGGGGGUUUUCUAA